GCCAUUUUCUGUCAGCUUGAACUUCGCCUGUAGCAGAAGUAUGCAGGCUGCUUCAAAAUUAAGCGACUUAGUGGUCUGUUAAUUUGCAUAAACUAUGUUUUUAUCUGUGCUAGGUACCUCAUCAAUAGCUUGCAGUGGCAAUGGAGGCAAUGAUGCAAACUGUGUGGUAAUCACAACAUAAACCAAAAUAUUCCUAGCUGUACAAUACUCUUUCAAUACAAUUCAAUGCCUAACAUUUCAGAAGAGGAAAAGGAGAAUGGCUCUGGAAACAAUGGAAACACUGGAAAGAAACCUGGAAAAGAAUCCCCAGAAGCUUCUCUUCAUGAUCCUGUAAAGCCAUACUGCAUGUCAGAUACCUCCACUGCGUCACUGGUGUCUAGGGGAGAUGGGCAUUACCCAUGGGGAUGUCCUGUGACUCAUACACGAGAGAAAUUUUAUACCAUUUGCUCAGACUAUGCUUUUUUAAACAGAGUAACAUCUAUUUGUAAAAGCCCAAGUGCUUCAGUUAGUGCCUGCCUGUCGAGCAGUGCUGCCUUAAAUGUUGGAAAUAACACGCCUAGCUUGCUGGGCGUUCAAACUGGUGCUUCAGACAUAAUCUACGGUGAAGAUGCUAACUUGGAAGACUUGUCUGGCAGUCUUGGAAAGCUUCCGCUGGCAUGGGAAAUCGACAAGUCAGAAUUCAACAGCGUGACCGCAAACCAUAAGAACAAAGCAGGCAACAUGAAGAAACAAGUGACAAAGAAAAAAUCUGUGGAAAAAAAAAGCAAACAAUACAGGGAGUGUCCUCAGCGCUCUGCUCUUGAGGAUGUGAAGGAGAGGAAAGUGUUGGACCUCCGGAGAUGGUAUUGUAUUAGCCGACCUCAGUAUAAGACUUCUUGUGGAAUUUCUUCGUUAGUAUCUUGCUGGAAUUUCUUAUAUAGUACGCUGGGAGCUGGCAGUUUGCCACCUAUUACUCAAGAAGAAGCUUUACACAUACUGGGUUUUCAGCCCCCAUUUGAGGACAUUAGGUUUGGUCCAUUCACUGGAAAUACAACUUUAAUGAGAUGGUUUAGGCAAAUAAAUGAUCACUUCCAUAUCAAGGGAUGCUCAUAUGUUCUGUAUAAACCUCAUGGGAAGAACAAGACAGCCGGAGAAACUGCCUUGGGAGCCCUCGCAAAGCUAACACGUGGAUUGAAAGAGGAAUCAAUGGCCUACAUCUACCAUUGUCAGAACCAUUAUUUUUGUCCAAUCGGGUUUGAAGCAACCCCAGUCAAAGCUAGUAAAGCAUAUAGGUUGCUGGAUUUGGACUCGGGAGACCUGGGUUCAGUUCCCAGUUCAACCACAGACUUCCAGUGUGACUUUAGAGGUCGUGUCUUGCAGCAAGAAGUAGAGUAUUGGAUCUUAAUUGGAGAGCCGAGCAGAAAACAUCCAACGAUACACUGUAAAAGAUGGACAGAUAUUGUCACUGACCUAAAUACCCAAAAUCCAGAAUAUCUAGAUAUUCGACACCUAGAGAGAGGAUUGCAGCAUCGAAAAACAAAGAAGGUUGGAGGAAAUCUUCAUUGCAUCAUUGCCUUUCAGAGACUUAACUGGCAACGAUUUGGUCCUUGGAAUUUUCCGUUUGGAAAUGUCAGACAGGAUAAACAAUCCCAAACACAAGGACAAGGUAUCGCCAAAUCUGAGAGUGAAGACAAUAUCUCUAAAAAACAACAUGUACGACUGGGUCGGUCUUUCAGUGCCGGUUUCCAUCAGGAAUCUACAUGGAAAAAAUCUAAUCUUCAUGAAAGGAGGAACAGUGGGUAUCAGAGCUAUAAUGAUUAUGAUGGAAAUGAUUAAAAUUAACUUCAGAUAAUAGAGUUGAUAUAUCAAAGUUAGUUUUAAUCAAGACAUGGUAGGGAUUUAUUAGGCCUAGGUUAUGUAUGAAUAAAAAUUAUUGUUUAAGAUACAGCUUCAUAAUUAUUGAAUAAAUCUGAUUAUAUGGUUGCAAUGGAUGAGAUCUGAUACAUAAACUGACAUAUAAGCACAGAUUGUACUUUUGUAAUCAGAAGCAAAUAUGACAGCAAAAACCAAUCACUUCUUUUGAAAUAAUUGUACUAUAUCCUGAGCUGUGAAAACAAAAGAGCAAACUGAAAUUAGUCAAAGUAAUAAUCAGACUUAAUUGAAAAUACUUAAUACUCAAAAGCAUGAAAAUAUAAUAUGACUUCAUAAAAAAGGGUUAUCUGCA
Molecule: messenger RNA, 2203 nt
Organism: Oxyura jamaicensis (ruddy duck)
Lineage: Eukaryota; Metazoa; Chordata; Aves; Anseriformes; Anatidae
Gene: BIVM
Product: basic, immunoglobulin-like variable motif containing
Exons: 11
Coding region: 226-1815 (529 amino acids)
Biological process (GO): nucleotide-excision repair
Cellular component (GO): nucleus
Molecular function (GO): single-stranded DNA binding; DNA endonuclease activity
Source: RefSeq, a predicted model, not a curated record